Prunus armeniaca (apricot) is the source of this 396-nucleotide messenger RNA. The record is from the annotation of a GenBank genome assembly. NCBI's taxonomy places the organism in Eukaryota, Viridiplantae, Streptophyta, Magnoliopsida, Rosales, Rosaceae.
AUGGCCAAGUUCAACGAGGUGCAAAAGAGGAAGAGAGCGCAGAAUGCAGAGAGGAAGAGAGCAGUUCACGGAGACCCAUCCACUGGGAAGCUGAAGAACAAGCCCCAGCCCCUCUCUAUCUCCGGCAAGCGCAAGCGCAAGCUCUUAAAAAAAUGGCGUAGAGAUCAGAGCGAGGCUGUGCAAAAGGGCCUAAUAACUAUGCAAGAUGUCGAAAUGGCUGCUGCUGAUGGUGGAGAAGAAUCUACAGACACCAAGAAAACUUGUUCAAAGUUUCCCAUGAAGAAGGGCCUCAAGCUUAAACAACUAAAGCGCAAAGGUAGGAACAAAGGAAAAUCUUCUUCAAAGCCUGCUGCUACUGCUGAAGCUUCACUGGAUGCAAAUGCAAUGCUAGAGUAG